Cynara cardunculus var. scolymus (artichoke) is the source of this 1601-nucleotide messenger RNA. RefSeq lists its product as uncharacterized. The coding region runs from base 250 to 1320 and encodes 356 amino acids. The transcript has 7 exons. The record is from RefSeq and is a predicted model, not a curated record. Lineage: Eukaryota; Viridiplantae; Streptophyta; Magnoliopsida; Asterales; Asteraceae. Gene Ontology annotation, biological process: proteolysis. Gene Ontology annotation, molecular function: metalloendopeptidase activity; ATP-dependent peptidase activity; ATP binding.
AUCUAUAAGUGGUUCAGGAAGCGUGGCAGGAUGAGGAGACUCGGAUAAUAAUACCCAAGCGUUGUUCACAGUCCAAAUUUCUACACGAAUGCUGGUCGAUCGUUCAUGAUUGGGAGAAUUUAGGGAAUUAUCCUUUAGGUUUGUGAUUGCGUACAUAUUUCUUCUGUGUUAGAAAGCUUAGGCUACAUCCGUUGUGUUAGAAUUCGUGCAGAGGAUUGCGUGCAGUUGAACAUUGUUCAAAUUAGGGUUAUGAAUGGCGGUCUGCUGUUAUCCGCAUACCCCAAUACAGGGCCACAAUGGAGUUUGAAGCGGAUAUUGCGGGGUACAGCAACUUCAAAUUCAAGGUAUAUGAUUAAUCGUAAUGUAAAGAGUUUAUCAUCAUCAUCAGAGGCAGAAACUGGUGUUAGUGGUGAAUUGAGAAGGGAAAUUUUGGAACAAGUGGAUAAGGAGCUGAGCAAAGGUGAUGACAGAGCGGCACGCUCUCUUGUGAAAGAUUUGCACUCUAAACCAGGGGGUCUGAGAUGCUUUGGUGCUGCUCAACAGGUACCCCAGAGGUUAUACAGCUUAAACGAACUAAAACUGAAUGGCAUAGAGACUUCAUAUCUUCUAUCGCCAAAGGACAACACCCUCGGAGCUAUAGAAAGAAAUCUGCUGAUUGCUGCUCUAUUAGGCUUCAUUUCUGCUUGGAGCGUGUUUGAUUUAGGCCCAGAAGAGCUCUUAUAUUUCUCCUUGGGGCUCUUUUUUCUAUGGACAUUGGAUUCGGUCUCUUUUGGUGGAGGAUUUAGCAGCCUGGUCCUUGAUACUAUUGGCCAUAAGAUCAGUCAAAAGUAUCACAACAGAGUUAUCCAACAUGAAGCUGGACAUUUCUUGAUUGCAUAUUUGCUGGGAAUACUUCCCAAGGGAUAUACGCUAUCCAGUUUGGAAGCUUUUCAGCAGGAAGGAUCGCUUAAUGUUCAAGCAGGGACAACUUUUGUUGAUUUUGAGUUCACUGACGAAAUAAGCGCAGGAAGAGUAUCGGCCACGAUGUUGAACAAAUUUUCGUGCAUAGCUUUAGCAGGAGUUGCAACCGAAUAUCUUCUUUAUGGUUAUGCUGAAGGAGGACUUGCUGAUGUUAGCACGUUGGAUGGGUUGCUAAACAGCUUGGGAUUCACUCAGAAGAAAGCAGAUUCUCAAGUGAGAUGGGCUGUACUGAACACCAUCCUAAUUCUGCGUCGUCAUGAACAAGCACGAGCUCAUCUUGCUAAGGCCAUGUCCGAAGGAAAAUCUAUUGCUUCUUGCAUCGAUGUUAUAGAGAAAAGCAUCGAUGAAACCUGUAUAUGAUAAUAACAAUAAAACUGCUGCUGCUGCUGCUAAAUCAUACUUGUAGAUGAUCUAUAACGCCAUUCUUUCCAUCCUCCUAUAGUAAGCAUCUCUAGUUCAUCCUAUAUCUGUUAUGACUUGAUUUCAAUAUGACAUGCAAUACAAUAUGCGUAUUUUUGUAAAAGAACAUACGUGAUGUAUUUUUAACAUCUAAUUAUCUGCCAGAUCCAGUCAGUCUAUAGUUUGCUGGCCAUAUUUUGAACGAUUUCAACUUUGGCUAAAUAAAUGUCUCUCUUCUCUCC